AUGGACCUCAUCAUGGACCUCAUCAUGGACCUCAUCAGGGACCUCAUGAACCUCAUCAGGGACCUCAUCAUGGACCUCAUCAUGGACCUCAUCAGGGACAUCAUGAACCUCAUCAUGGACCUCAUCAGGGACCUCAUGAACCUCAUCAGGGACCUCAUCAUGGACCUCAUCAUGAACCUCAUCAUAGACCUCAUCAUGGACCUCAUGAUGAACCUCAUAAUGAACCUCAUCGUGAACCUCAUCACGGACCUCAUCAUGGACUUCAUCAUGGACCUCAUCAUGCACUUCAUCAUGAACCUCAUCAAGAACCUCAUCAUGGACCUCAUCAUGAACCUCAUCAGGGACCUCAUAAACCUCAUCAUGGACCUCAUCAUGGACCUCAUCAUGAACCUCAUCAGGGACCUAAUAAACCUCAUCAUGGACCUCAUCAUGAACCUCAUCAGGGACCUCAUGAACUUCAUCAUGGACCUCAUCAUGAACCUCAUGAACCUCAUCAUGGACUUCAUCAUGGAUCCCAUCAUGAACCUCAUCAUGGACCUCAUCAUUAAUCUCAUCAUGGACCUCAUCAUGACCUUAACAUCGACCUCAUGA
This is a messenger RNA of Knipowitschia caucasica, 591 nucleotides long. The record is from the annotation of a GenBank genome assembly. NCBI's taxonomy places the organism in Eukaryota, Metazoa, Chordata, Actinopteri, Gobiiformes, Gobiidae.